This is a messenger RNA of Oikopleura dioica, 1053 nucleotides long. The record is from the annotation of a GenBank genome assembly. NCBI's taxonomy places the organism in Eukaryota, Metazoa, Chordata, Appendicularia, Copelata, Oikopleuridae.
AUGGCUGCUGCAAGACCUGUAGUUUCUGUGUACGGUGCUGACGGAUCCGCCACCGCCGAGCAGAUCAACCUCCCAGCCGUCUUCAAGGCUCCAAUUCGAACUGACGUUGUCCAGUUCGUCCACUCGAACAUUGCCAAGAACGCUCGUCAGCCAUACGCUGUCUCUGCCACCGCUGGCGAACAGACUUCCGCCGAGUCCUGGGGUACCGGUCGAGCCGUUGCUCGUAUUCCCCGAGUCCGUGGUGGUGGUACUUCUCGAUCUGGCGCCGCUGCCUUUGGAAACAUGUGCCGAGGCGGUCGAAUGUUCAACCCCAACAAGACCUGGCGCAACUGGCACAGACGAGUCAACGUCACCCAGCGACGAUUUGCCACCGUCUCUGCCAUCGCCGCCACUGGCAUUCCCUCCCUCGCCAUGGCCAAGGGCCACGUCGUCUCCCGCGUCCCUGAGUUCCCCCUUGUCAUCGACAGCGCCGCCGAGGCUUUGAAGAAGACUAAGGCCGCCGUCAGCGUACUCCGGGCCGUUGGCGCCAUCGACGACGUCAACCGAGUCAAGGAAACCCGACGAUUCCGAGCCGGUCGAGGAAAGAUGCGAAACCGACGACGCGUCCAGAAGCGAGGCCCUCUUGUUGUUUACCAGAACGACGAUGGUAUCGUCCAGGCUAUGCGAAACAUCCCCGGCGUCACCCUCCUCCCCGUCGAUCAGCUCAACCUCCUUAAACUCGCCCCCGGUGGACAUGUCGGUAGAUUCACCAUCUACACCGCCAACGCUUUCAAAGCACUCGACACUGUCUACUCCUCCGCGAACAAGAAGGGCUUCUCGAUGCCUCGACCGAUCCUGGCGAACGCCGACCUUCAGCGAAUCCUCCAAGCCGACGAAAUCAAGGCCGCCCUCAAGCCUCGACGAUCGGCGACGAAGCGAAGCACGGUGAAGAAGAACCCUCUCAAGAACAUCAAGACGAUGCUCAAGCUCAACCCUUACGCCGCCGUUCAGAAGCGAGCUGCCUUCAACAAGGCGGCUAAGAACGCUGCUGAAAAGGCCGCCAAGGCUAAGUAA